Molecule: messenger RNA, 1134 nt
Organism: Caenorhabditis bovis
Lineage: Eukaryota; Metazoa; Nematoda; Chromadorea; Rhabditida; Rhabditidae
Source: the annotation of a GenBank genome assembly
AUGAAGUUUUGUAUCGUUCUGUGCACUUUUGUAUUGGGCGUUGUCUGCUCUCAACAAAGAACAAGUCUUCUUGAGGAGCUUGCCAAUCGCGAAAUCAGCAAAGAGGCUGAGGAAUUGACUGGAGAUGAUCUUAUCGACUAUGUUAAUGAGCAACAGGAUUACUGGACAGCUCGCAAGCAAAGAAGAUUCAAGAAUAUGCCAGACAGAACUGUUUGGGGGCUCAUGGGUGUCAAUCAUGUUCGCCUCUCAGUGAAGGCCAAGAAGCAUCUCUCUCCGACCAAGGAUCUCGACAUCGCGAUUCCAGAAUCUUUCGAUGCCCGUGAAAAUUGGCCAGAGUGUCAAUCGAUUCAAAAUAUUCGUGAUCAAUCAAGCUGCGGAUCAUGCUGGGCCUUUGGUGCCGUCGAAGCAAUGUCCGACAGAAUUUGUAUUGCCACCAAGGGAGAAGUUCAAGUGUCCCUAUCUGCUGACGAUCUCCUCAGUUGCUGCAAGUCAUGCGGUUUCGGAUGCAACGGAGGUGAUCCACUUCACGCGUGGAAGUAUUGGGUGAAAGAAGGAAUUGUGACUGGCUCAAACUUCACCGCCAACACGGGAUGUAAGCCAUAUCCAUUCCCACCAUGCGAGCAUCAUUCUCACAAGACCCAUUUCAAACCGUGCACUCAUGAUUUGUAUCCAACUCCAAAAUGCGAGAAAAAAUGCGUUGCCGAUUACACCGACAAAACUUACCAAAAAGACAAGUUCUAUGGAGCUUCGGCUUAUGGUGUCAAGGAUGACGUCGAAGCUAUUCAAAAGGAGUUAAUGACCCGUGGACCACUCGAAGUUGCAUUCGAGGUUUAUGAGGAUUUCCUCAAUUAUGACGGGGGCGUCUACGUGCAUACAGCUGGAAAGCUUGGCGGCGGACACGCGGUAAAGCUUAUCGGCUGGGGAAUCGACAAUGGCAUCCCAUAUUGGAUUUGUGCCAACUCAUGGAACACUGAUUGGGGAGAGGACGGCUUCUUUCGCAUCCUUCGAGGUGUCGAUGAAUGCGGAAUCGAAUCGGGCGUUGUCGGAGGUGUGCCGAAAUUGACCGCCGAGAAUUUACAUCAUUCAAGAGGAAGACAUUACCACAAACAACGCAAAUCCUAUUCGGAGUAUUGA